Amphiprion ocellaris (clown anemonefish) is the source of this 1785-nucleotide messenger RNA. It is a transcript of the gene abraa, whose product is annotated as actin binding Rho activating protein a. Bases 542 to 1612 code for a protein of 356 amino acids. The record is from RefSeq and is a predicted model, not a curated record. Gene Ontology annotation, biological process: positive regulation of Rho protein signal transduction; positive regulation of transcription by RNA polymerase II. Gene Ontology annotation, molecular function: actin binding. Lineage: Eukaryota; Metazoa; Chordata; Actinopteri; Pomacentridae. Gene Ontology annotation, cellular component: sarcomere. The transcript has 2 exons.
GCUUCAAGAGGAUUAAAGCCAAAGUCCUCGCACUCUUCACACCAGCGGCUUCACCCACUGACCGACUGAUGGUCUGGAAAGCUCCGGAUGUCUCCGUGAAGAUCCACCGCGGCUAUAAAGGUUGAGGUGCGCGUGUGAUGAUUUGGAGAGUUUCACUUUGCAAGCGGGGAGGUUUUGAGCAUUUUCGUCAGAAUCUGCAACCAGAAGAAGCCGAAUAUUCGCUCAGACCGAAGCAGAUCAUGUCAGUUUUUUCGCCAGUAGAUGAGAACUUUUUUUGAGAGAUUUUUUAUUUAUUUAUUUUUUUAACCUUUAUUUAACCAGGAGAGAUCCCUUUGAGAUUAAGAACCUCUUUUUCAAGGGAGUCCUGGCCAAGAUAGGCAGCAGCAAAUAUUAAGAUUUAAAGAGUUGUAAAGCCUUUUGCAUUGAGAUAACUUCUAAUUUUUUUGGAAAUACUUCGGCUUUCUUGCAGAUAGAGCCAGAUUGGGGAAAAGUUAAACACAAAAACAAUUUUUUUGGAAAAACAUUAUCUGGAAUCAUCACCAUGAGCAGCUGUGGGACCUCCACUGUUUCACCACAGGAGCCGCAGGCUUUCAAACGGGCGGUACGGAAGAUAAAAUGUGCUGCCAUGGUGGCCAGUUUGGCAAAGAGUUGGCAGGGUUGGGCUAACGAGCACUCCGACAAGCAAGACUGCAUCCCCAGCGGUUGGAUGCCUUCAUCUGUGGAGGAGGAAGACAAAAGAGAGCGUAACCAUGUGGUCAAACUCACCGUCACCCCACGAGUGAUCGCAACGGAUGCCAACGAGGCCGAUGGGAAUAAGAUCCGGACCUGCUCCGUGACCAAGACAAUCCAGCCCAAACGCAGCGAGGUCAGCAGCAGCGAUUUGGUGAACGCCAUCCGGGGCAAGAUGGAGUCGGGUCCUGAGGAGAGCAAACCGUUCCUGGGCAACGAGUCACCGACAAGACGCCGCCAGAUGAGGGCGCUACACAACGCAGGAGGAGGAGGAGUAAUCCAGGACAGGAAGCACAUGCUCCAGGAGAAGAAGCUGGGAUCAAGAAGCAGCAGCGUGGACACGGAGGACAGCGGGCUGGGAGAGGAUGGUGGGCUCAGCGACAACAGCGAAUCGAAAACCGAACAGAAUGACGUCCAGCACAAAAAACAGACCAACAUGCCCAAGAUUAAGAUCGCCACUAUGGGCGACAUCAAAAGCCGCUGGCAGCAGUGGUCCGAGCAGCACAUGGAGGGCCAGAAGCUCAACCCCUUCAGCGAGGAGUUCGACUACGACUUUGCCAUGGCCCAGCGCCUCCGCAAGGGUGACUCCGGCUAUGGUCGACCCAAAGACGGAUCCAAGACGGCGGAAAGGGGCGACCGGGCUCAGAAGCACAUCCACAGGGAGAUGGAGGAGAUGGUGUGGAUUAUCAGAGACAUGGGCUUCAAGGACAAAGAGGGGAGGACCAUCAUUAGCUUCGGCCGCCUCUUCGACCGCUACGUGAAGAUCUCGGACAAAGUGGUAGGAAUUCUGCUGCGCUGUCGCAAACACAAGAUGUUGGACUUUGAGGGGGAGAUGCUGUGGAAAGGACAGGACGAUAAUGUUAUUAUCACACUGAGAGACUGAAGACUGACGUAAUGUCUCAUGAACAUUCACACGCCUGCAAAUGAAACUACGUAUCUGACACAUCGGUUCUUCUAGAGAAACAGUACUAACCAAUGCUGCAUCAAACACAAGAAAAAUUAAAGAAUGGUUGCAAGCAAUUAUACAGUAUUAUUAAAGUUCAAAGAUAAAACACA